AUGGCAGGAGCAUUAGAAAAUGCCAAAAAAAAUUUAGAAACAAUAAGAGAUGCUGAAAAAGAAAGUGAUUUUGGUUAUGUAUAUGGAGUUUCUGGACCUGUUGUGGUCGCAGAACAAAUGACAGGAUCAGCUAUGUAUGAAUUGGUUCGAGUAGGUCAUGAAGAGCUUGUUGGUGAGGUGAUUCGUAUAGAUGGUGAUAAAGCUACUAUUCAAGUUUACGAAGAAACUGCUGGAUUAACUGUUGGUGAUCCAGUAUUGAAGACAGGAAAACCUCUUUCAGUGGAAUUGGGUCCUGGAUUAAUGGCCAAUAUUUAUGAUGGAAUUCAACGACCACUUAGAUCUAUUCGUGAACUAUCUAAUAGUAUUUAUAUUCCACGUGGUAUUUCUACACCAGCAUUAGAUAAAAAAAUUUCAUGGGAUUUCGAACCUUCUAGUUUCAAAUGUGGUGAUCAUAUUACUGGUGGGGAUAUAUAUGGCAAAAUUUUUGAAAAUUCUCUAGUAAAUGAUCAUUAUAUUAUGCUACCACCAAAAUCACUUGGUACAAUCACACAUAUCGCAGAUAAGGGUAGUUAUACUUUAGAGGAUGUUGUACUUGAAACAGAAUUUGAAGAUCAAAAAUCAUCAUAUACAAUGUUACAACUUUGGCCUGUUAGAUCACCACGUCCUGUAACAGAAAAAUUGUCUGCAAAUUAUCCAUUGCUUACUGGUCAAAGAGUUUUAGAUUCACUUUUUCCUUGUGUGCAGGGUGGUACUACAGCUAUUCCAGGUGCCUUUGGAUGUGAACGUGGUAAUGAAAUGGCUGAAGUAUUAAUGGAUUUCCCAGAGCUGUCUAUUACUAUUGAUGGCCGUAAGGAAUCUAUAAUGAAGCGUACAACAUUAGUGGCCAAUACUUCAAAUAUGCCUGUAGCUGCUCGUGAAGCCUCUAUUUAUACUGGCAUUACAUUAUCUGAAUAUUUCCGUGAUCAAGGAAAAAAUGUAGCAAUGAUGGCUGAUUCAACUUCUAGAUGGGCUGAGGCUCUUCGUGAAAUAUCUGGUCGUCUAGCAGAAAUGCCUGCAGAUAGUGGAUAUCCUGCAUAUUUGGGUGCCAGAUUAGCUUCAUUUUAUGAACGUGCUGGUAAAGUAACAUGUCUUGGUAAUCCCAAACGUGAAGGAAGUGUUACAGUAGUGGGAGCUGUAUCUCCACCAGGUGGUGAUUUUUCAGAUCCUGUUACAGCAUCUACACUUAGUAUUGUUCAAGUAUUUUGGGGUUUAGAUAAAAAACUUGCACAAAGAAAACAUUUUCCAUCUGUUAAUUGGUCAUUGAGUUAUUCAAAAUAUCUUAAAGUUUUGGAUUCUUUUUAUGAAUCAACCGAACCUGAAUUCACCACUUUAAGAGAUAAAACUAAAGAAAUUCUUCAAAAGGAAGAAGAUCUUUCUGAAAUUAGUGCGCUCGGAGAAGCUGAUAAGAUUACUUUGGAAAUAGCAAGGAUUAUUAAAGAUGAUUUCUUACAACAAAAUGGAUAUUCUUCAUACGAUCGUUUUUGUCCAUUUUACAAGACGAAUUGGUUACUUAAAAACCUGAUUGGAUAUUAUACAGCAGCAACACAUGCUGUUGAAGUCACUAAUAAUGAAAUAACAUGGUCAAAAAUUAGAGAACAUACAGCAGAUAUUUUAUAUAAGCUUAGUUCUAUGAAAUUUGAAGAUCCUGCUGAUGGCGAAGAGGUUCUUAAGGAACGUUAUCAAAAACUUUAUAAUGAAAUUCAAGAAGAAUUUAGACAUUUGCUUGAAUAG
Messenger RNA from Entrophospora sp. SA101, 1770 nucleotides. The record is from the annotation of a GenBank genome assembly. Lineage: Eukaryota; Fungi; Glomeromycota; Glomeromycetes; Entrophosporales; Entrophosporaceae.